Messenger RNA from Postia placenta MAD-698-R-SB12, 699 nucleotides. RefSeq lists its product as hypothetical. The transcript is spliced from 2 exons. The coding region runs from base 1 to 699 and encodes 232 amino acids. The record is from RefSeq and is a predicted model, not a curated record. Lineage: Eukaryota; Fungi; Basidiomycota; Agaricomycetes; Polyporales; Adustoporiaceae.
AUGGUACUGACUUCAAAGCACGCCGUCGUCGGAGACGAAGAUCACCGCCCGCGGGGAACUAUCACAAUCAGGUUUGGUGACGGAAUGAACUACAAUUUCACGUCAACACAUCAUCCCAAUAUGAUACCGACGGACAUCUACAUGACCGAUGUAAUCGAUCAAGUCGACCCUUGCCGUCAUCCGCUCUACGGCCACAAGGGAAGAAAGCGCGUUUAUAUCGGGUGGCACCACAAGAAGCAGGGAUGGCAUACUCUGGAGGGCUAUAUCGCAGUCAAGUGGGUCGCGGCGUGGAAAGAUAUACCAACACAAACGCAGGACAUACUGAAGCUCCAGGCGGAGCGCGAUAAUUACGCUCGGCUGAAGCGCUUGCAAGGAAGGGUGAUACCGUGGCUUCUAGACUACAUCACUGGGGUUUUCGGGGACGUCAUGGUUGCUUGCAUGAUCCUCGAACGGUGUGGCUCUGAACUACCAAGGGAUCUAGCUCAACGAAAGGAACGCAAGAGGGAUAUUACCGAGCGGUUUCACGCAUCGGGCUGGCUGCAUGGUAGCAUCGGUAUUAGCGACGAAAAUUUCACGGCGAUAGAUAGACAAGACGGCGAUCCCCUGAAUCCGGUACGCCUGGUAAGCCUUGCCUUAGCGAGAAGGAUAGAUGGUGAUGAUACUUCGCGCGACGAAGAGCUGUCAAGGGCGUCACAAUGA